This is a messenger RNA of Rasamsonia emersonii CBS 393.64, 2574 nucleotides long. RefSeq lists its product as uncharacterized. The record is from RefSeq and is a predicted model, not a curated record. Lineage: Eukaryota; Fungi; Ascomycota; Eurotiomycetes; Eurotiales; Trichocomaceae. Bases 1 to 2574 code for a protein of 857 amino acids. The transcript has a single exon.
AUGGCACACAGCCCAGGCGACGUCCAGGUCUCGUUGCCUCCGCCCAAUCCGCUGCCGACCUUCUCGACAGAUCCCGUCCCGGAUGACGACCCGAAUGCCUUCGUCCCUCGUACCGCCAGCCUCAACUCCAUCUCCCAAGACCGCGAUGCCAGGCCCGGCUCCCCCGGAGUCAAGAGGACCAUCUCCGACGCCAGUCUCCCGGGCAAGUCGCAGUCGCCCUCCAAAGAGAACCUCCCCACGGGCAAAGACCUCUUUCGACGCGUGACGCUCCGCUCUCCCUCCCGCAAGUCCAAGGCCGCAGUCUCUCGUGGCACUGUCUCUACGGAGGAAUUGAACGACGCCGCGGGUGCCGGGGGUUCGGAUGACACCACGCUGAAAGAAAAAUCUCACAACGUGGCCGCUGGGAGCAGCAGCAAAGACGCCCAGGAUGCCCUGCCGGAGCCCGUGGCACGACCCCCCAGGGCUCGUUCGGUAUCCGGCAGGAUAGCCACUCUCGCCCGGAAAACAUGGAUCUCGUCGUCUCGAUCUCCGUCUCCGGCUCCCAGAGGAUCCCGACGGAGUGCGGCUCCUUCUCGAGAACAAUCUCCUGCGAGACGAGAGCAGGCAUCAUCUGCCGAGUCAUCAUCUCCAAAGGGAGACUCUGAUGACACCAAUGCUGCCAGCCCGUCACGCAGAAAAAGCAUCUUGAGCAAAAGACCUCGCCGUCCGUUGAGCACCUUCGUCUCCCGAAGCAAGUCGGAUGAUCCCGCGUCGAGCUCGACGUCGGGCUCCCUACGAAGCAAAACCUCCUUCGAGAAGCUGACGUCGCUCCAUGUCUCGACUCCCGUUCUGCCUCCAGUUCCUCGACCUACGGCAACCUCCGUGCCCGCAACGGUGGAGGUUCCCCGGAAGAAGGAUGAGCUCUGGAGCGUGUUCCGAGGGUUGGAGUCGGACUAUCAAAAGUACGUCUUUUCAAUUGAAUUCAGUCCUGCUGGAUGUGCUAAUUUUUUUUUCUCCUCUUGUAGGUUUCAAUCCAAGUCCAAUACUCUCAAGGUCAACGUGGUUCGGUCAGCGCUUCUCCCUUUCCUCAACCGCUACGCCUCCCAUCCUUCUGUCAAGAAUCUACGACCCGAAGAUCUUGACCGCCGCGUGAAUAUCCUGAACAAGUGGUGGACGGGCUUACUCGAGAUGCUCAAUGGCAGGAAUCACCAGUCGAUCUCGGGAACCGACCGGCCCGUCUACCUGGAAGCAGUGGCCGGCAUCAUGAUGCGACCGGAAUGGCGGAUCCCCUUCAAAUCCUCCCAGCCGGCGAAUCCCGUUCAGAUGCAGCCGGCCUCGAUAGCGGGGUCGAAUACCUCACUGGAUUCGGGAGGAUCCGAUUUUCUGGUUGAGUCGAUCCAUCACAAUGUCCGAAACAUCUUCAUCCAGAAUCUCCUCUCCCAAAUGACGUUUGUCGUGGAAAGAAUGUCGAUGAGGCACGCCCCCGCGAGCCUCGUGGCGUUUUGCGGGAAAGCAUGUGCCUAUGCGUUCUUCUUCUGCCCCGGCGUGGCCGAUAUGCUGGUGCGAUUGUGGAACACGCCCCCCGACAUCCUCCGGCGAGUGCUCGCGGAGUCGGGUGUAUACCGGGGUCUUGAGGCACGAUCGGCAGCGAAAGAGCUUGCUCUGAGUUUUCCCCCUGCGGUGAGAACGUUGGCGUUUUCCUCUCAUGCUUCGCUGGUCCGGUACCUCCGUCAGCCGCCGGACAUGCCGUUGAGUGCAUCGCAGAUCCCAUGGCAUGGCCCGUGGCUGUCUCGUUGGUGCGGGCGAGACACCGACCUCUUCUUCGUCUUUGUCAAGUACUUCCACACGCUGUUUUCUGAGUUCAUCCCGCGGGACAUCGAGAAGUCGAAGCGGAUCUUUGCCCCGGGCAUCUUGCCGGUCCAUGGCCAACUGCUGGUGGUGUUGGAAGACACCCUCUACAAGCAGUCCGGUCCGCAGAUGCCCGAGAAUCCCCAUGCCGUCUCGUCGAUCACGUUUGACGAUUUCAUGGAAGGACCCGACGCGUCCGUCUCCGCACUGCCUCUGGGGUCCGCCAAUUGCCAUCGCUCGAUGGCGGAAAACCGCCUGAUCAUUCUCUUGCGGGAUUUCUUGUCCGAGUCUUCCCAGGAACCGACAGAGGCCCGACGGUUGUACGCCGAAUCGUUCACCAGCAUCAUGAAGGCGGCGGCGCGAAAGACCUCGCUCUUCGACCACAAUGCGUGUUUCGUGCUGUGCGACUUUAUCGAAGAGGCCAUCACCAUCAUUACGCGAUACUGUCAAUCGAUCAAGGAGGACCUCUUUGACUGGAAGUUCUGGCUCGAUGUCUGCAAACAGAUGACCCGCAGCCAUAAUGCGCUGACGGAAGUCCGGGUCUUUGCGUUUAUCUACUGUGUCUGGACGACCUGGACGAGCAAUGAAGAGAGGAAACGGGAUCUUUGCCUGGGGUUUCUGCUCCACGAGGAUUACUUUUAUCAUUAUUUCAGCCAUUGGAGUCCGAUGGUGCGCGCGUAUUUCCAUCGUUUGUUGUGUUGGAGGGUCGCUCGAUACAACAGCGACCCUUCGCCCACUGACUCGUGA